CACCAGAUGCGCGUUUGGACGUGUCCCCGCUCGUCAGUCUCUGCGCAUCAGCUCCCGGCGCCCGGCCCCACAAACUUCGUGCACACUUUCCAACUUUCUCCGGGAGCGGCUCCACACUUCUGUCGGCCGGGGUACACCCCCCCCCCCCCGCGGCGGAGGCGCCCGCCGUGUGCCCUGUGGUGACCGGGGGCUCCCGGGGAUGGUCCAGCCGGGGGUGUGAGGCAGCGAGACACUUGCGGAGAGGGUCCCGGACACAGGCGGCCCCUGCCCGGGUCACCGAGAACAGAAGGGAGGGCUCUGGCUCCCACCCAAGGUGAUGUUUGAGCAUUGUUGAAGGGCUUCAGUGCAGAUAUGUGGUCCCUUUGGAUCGCCAUCCUGUGGGUGUCCGUCACAGUGGAUCGUUCCAGCAUGGGUGCACUGGCAGUGCGCAGAGAUGUUCCAUGCCCACGUGUAUACGGUGAUGGAUGGAAACUACGGAACCAGGAGCAGUACGUUAACGUUUCAGGCUUUAAUCUGCUCAGGCGGUUCUCUCUCUUUAAGAUGCCGGCACUGAAGAAAAUCCGAAAUCCAAUGGGAUCUUUGAUUGUGCGAUUAGGAAACGUAUCGGUCGUCAGACCCACUGAACAGGUGUUCCCUCAGGGACUGCCGAGAGACUUCACCUUCCUUGCAACACUGCUACUGAAGAAGAAGACCUUGAAGGAGAGCUGGAACCUGGUCAAAGUCACUGACCAGCAGGGCCUGACGCAGUUUUCAAUUCGCAUGGACGGGAGGGACAAAACGGUGGAGUACAAGGCCAAAGGUCGUUUCCAAGACUAUGUGCGCUGGGUGUUCAGCGGUGAAGGUGUUGCUGCCCUGUUUGACCUACGAUGGCACAAGCUGACAGUCAGCGUACAGGCCAAUGUGGCCUCUCUCUACAUUGACUGCCGCCUGAUUGAAAUCAAAUCGGUGGAAGAGAGAGCCAGGAUCAGCGUGGAGGGCCAGGCAGUGAUGGGCAGGCUCACUGAGGACAACAGGCCGGUGGAGGUUGACCUGCAGCAGAUGAUUCUGUUCUGCGAUCCACUCAUGGCGGAAAAGGUGACAUGCUGUGAGAUUCCAGGUGUCCGGUGUGUGACGGACCUGCUGCUGCCAAAGAGCAGGCGGAAUGCUGAGGGGAAGAAGAUGGAGGCGUUGACUGGAGCUCUGCCUCAGAUACGCGGGGAGGUCGAUACCAAGUGCUUCUGUGUCGACGAGAAGUCAAAGACAAAGUGUAAGUCGUGCAUCCUGGAGAUACCCGGAAAAAAUGAUGCCAGUGAGCUGACCAAGCAAAAGGGUGAAGUCUGCAUAGAGUGUCCCCAAGGCCAGAAAGGAGAGAAGGGUGAGCCGUCUGAGAAAGGUCAGAAAGGAGAGCCAGGAAUCCCAGGACUGCCCGGUGCCCCUGGCAGAGAUGGAAAAUCAGGAGACAUAUGUGUUACAGGACCAAAGGGCGCCAAGGGCGAUCCCGGACCCGUGGGACCAGAAGGCCUAGCCGGCGAACCAGGAUCCCCAGGACCUCCGGGACCUCCAGGAAUCGGAAUCCCAGGGAAGCCGGGAAAACCCGGAGGCCCACCCGGAUUGAAGGGAGACCCGGGAACUGAUGGGAUUCCCGGCCAUGAAGGUAUCCCUGGAAAACAGGGUAAACCGGGACUACCUGGGCCAAAGGGAGAAAAGGGAGACCAGUGUGGGCUUUGUCCCACAGAAGCGGAGGAGGAGGGUGAGGAAAAACAGAAAACGACCCACGGGAUGAAUUCAACCCCCACGGGACUCAUGAAGCCGGGCAUGCCUGGACCUCCAGGAAUGCAGGGUGAAAAGGGAGAUUCUGGAGAGCCUGGUCCGAAAGGAGAGAAGGGUGAAGCCUGCAAGUUCUGUCCUCAACUCCCUGAUGAGCUCGGAGGAAUUGUGGGAAUUCCUGGACCACCGGGAGCUAAAGGUGACCGUGGCCCCCCCGGAGUUGGGGUGCCCGGACCCUCUGGCAUCCCUGGAAGUCCAGGACUGCAUGGGACAAAGGGAGAAAAGGGAAGCAUCGGCAAGCAAGGCUCCACUGGGAAGUCUGGCAAGCGUGGUCCCCAGGGUCUCCCCGGACAUGAGGGCGAGAAGGGAAACAAGGGGGACCGCGGAGACCCAGGCAUCAUGGGACCCCAGGGGGUGAAAGGAGAAAAGGGUGAAGGGUGUGGACCUUGCUUCACUGCCCCACCUGGCCAGCUCACUGCAGCUUCCCCAGACGUGGAUUUACCCGAGGCAGGGCCUGCAGACCAUCAGGAUAGAUUCAGAGGUCAGCCCGGCAGACCGGGCGAUCCUGGUCCAAAGGGAGAUACAGGAGAGCCGGGUACCAUGGGAAUUCCAGGAAUCCCCGGAAAACCAGGAUUACGAGGUUUCCAUGGGCUGAAGGGUGAAAAGGGGGAUCAGUGUGAGGUCUGCCCCACAAUUCCAGACGACUUCAAAGACGUGAUCGGACUUCCAGGGAAACCAGGCCCCCGAGGGGAUCCUGGACCCCCUGGGAUGGGCAAACCCGGAAAACAUGGUCUCCCAGGUCUGCAGGGACUGGCGGGCACUCCGGGUCUGAAGGGAGAGAAGGGGCAGAGGGGACCCCCUGGGGUCGGACAGCCCGGGCUGCCGGGGAAGGACGGCACAGUGGGGAAACCAGGAGAGCCGGGUGAACCUGGAGUGCCUGGGAUACCCGGAUCAGAAGGACCGAAAGGCAGCAAGGGGCAGGCUGGAGAGCAUGGGAUUCCGGGACAUCCAGGAGCUCCGGGCGUGGGAAUACCUGGGAUACAGGGAAAAGAAGGAGAGACCGGGGCUCCGGGAUUACCAGGGAAACGAGGCCUCCCAGGUGCGGCUGGAAUUAAAGGUGAAAAGGGAGCAGCGGCUGAACCCUGUUUCUGUGUGCACGGACCUCCGACCCAACCAGGAGAGGGACGACACCCUGGGACCUCCGGAGAACAUGGACUUCCGGGUGCCCCGGGUGAGCGAGUGAUGUGGUCAAUGGGUCCUUCGGGCCCCCCAGGACCUCCCGGGCCACCCGGACCUCCCGGUCUUCCCGGAGCCCCUGGAGGAAUUGGACGGCAGGGAAUUCCAGGGAAUGAUGGCUUGCCAGGUGUGCCAGGACUUCCAGGGGAGGUGCCUCCGCUGUCACUGGUUGCUGAGAGGAACAAUUCGUUUUUCAAGGCUUUCUGCGGUAACUGCAGCAGCGGAUUCCCAGGUGCCCAGGCAUUAACAGGGGCCAAGGUGGAGCAGACACCACACGGCACUCCUGGGGCAGCUGCCGUCGACCACUGUGAGAAGUGCAGGCAGGAGCAACGCGGAUUGCCCCGUAUGGAAGAGCAGAGGCCGAACGACAGAGACUGUGGGUACCCAGGGUCUCCUGGGAUGCCUGGGCUUCCAGGUGAAUCUGGAAUGAAAGGAGAACAGGGCCUUCCAGGUCUUCGAGGAUACCCAGGACCACCAGGCCAACCGGGACCCCCUGGAUUCCCUGGAUCUCCCGGGACCCCUGGAACUGCCGGUGUUCCGGGAGACCGCGGGUUAGCCGGAGGGCCUGGACCGAAAGGGGAGCAGGGUCCUCCAGGAUCCCUCGGAUACCCAGGUGCAGCGGGCAUGCCUGGUCUCCCGGGGCUUAAAGGAGAGCGUGGACCUGUCGGGCCUGGAGGAGAGAAGGGUGUGCCGGGUCCUCCUGGUAUCCCUGGUGGCCAAGGUCCACGUGGCUCAGUGGGCCCCAAAGGUGAUCCAGGGAUACCCGGCUCCCGAGGGGAGAAGGGAGACCAAGGAUUUCAAGGACAACCUGGGUUUCCUGGACAGCAGGGGCCGAUAGGUUUCCCAGGGAAGACUGGGCCCCCGGGACCCCCAGGAAGUCCUGGUGAGAAGGGCAGUGAGGGAAGGACAGGACCGGUUGGGCCGACAGGUCCUACAGGCCGAAGUGGACCUCCGGGGAUACAGGGACCUCCCGGAAUGGACGGCCUCGAUGGAAAGGAAGGGAAGCCAGGUGCCCGGGGAGAAAUGGGACCCAUUGGACCACCAGGACUCAGGGGUGCACAUGGGUUUAAAGGAAAGCCUGGACUCCCAGGGCAACCUGGGUUGAGGGGUGAAACGGGAGCAUCAGGACCGCCUGGAGCUGCAGGACGUCCAGGUUUUGAGGGUGAGCCCGGUCCACCAGGGCCUGUAGGACCACCAGGACUUCCUGGGCACAUUGGCACGGCCGGAAUUCCAGGAAGCCCAGGCCCAGCGGGACCGCCUGGAGUGGGAGCGAAGGGCGAUCGAGGGACAAUGGGAGAAAGAGGUCUUCCUGGCCUAGCUGGUCCCCCUGGCCCCCCUGGAGCACCGGGGUUAAUGGGGGAGCCGGGUGAUGAUGGCCCAGUGGGAAAAGAGGGACAGCCUGGUGCUCCUGGAAGUGUGGGGCCACCUGGGCCAAAGGGUGAGCCAGGAAGACCAGGAGCGAAGGGGGCCCAGGGCGAGAGAGGAAUGCCCGGCAUCUCCAUUGGUUCAGGCAAGAGCAGCGGGAUGGGACUUCCCGGACCUCCUGGGUCGCCUGGUGCUCGGGGAGAACGAGGAUUACCCGGAUCCCCAGGACCUGCCGGUGCUCCAGGAAUCCCAGGAACACCAGGAACAGGGGCUGAAGCUGUUAACUUUGAUGAGAUCAAGAGGUUAAUAAGACAGGAAGUUACGAAAAUCUUUGACCAGAGAAUGGCCUACUACCUCGCGAGCUUGCGUUCCUCGUCAGACGCCGCCAGCCCAGGAAGGCCAGGACCCCCUGGAAAAAUCGGACCCCCUGGGCACCCGGGCCAGCCAGGGCAGCCUGGGCUGCCAGGACAGAUGGGAAGAGACGGACGGCCAGGCUUACCAGGACCCAAAGGUCCGAGUGGUCCGAAGGGGAAUCAAGGUGAUAAAGGCAUGGGUCACGUGGGAGAGCCUGGUUCACCUGGGCCACAGGGUCCACCUGGACUCCCAGGAUACGGAAAAAUUGGCCCACCAGGUCCUGCCGGCCAACAGGGCAUCCCAGGCAUUCCAGGACCACCAGGUCUCCAAGGACCCACUGGAAAAGAUGGCCGUUGCUUGCCAUCACACUGCGCCAUGCAAAUGCCAGAGCCUUAUAAUGCCAAGAAUUCGAAAGGACCAUCUUCCUGGAUGAAUUAAUAAAGACUAUACAUUUGCUAUCAUUUUUCUGGAAUGGAGGGUGGGAGAGGAUGGGUGGCAGUUUUGGCAUUUUCCCUUGAUCAUUUCUUUUGGAUGAACAACAUGGGCACCUGCUUAAAAUAAGCCCGUGCAGAGGAUUAUCCACGGUGUUAUUUAAAUAGUUUGGGAGGACAUCUGAGUGUUUCCAGCCUGUAGCAGAUUUUAACUUUCUGUGACUCUUGUGGCACUGUGAAAGGUGCUUUCUGGGCCCCACUCAAUGGAGAGGCUGGUAUCACCUUGCCUUUGGCAGCUGAGCACCAUUACUGCCAAAGGCUACCUGUUUCUGGCUGGAUGUGUGCUGGGUGGUUUUGUCACAUGACUUCCAUAGUCCCGCCCCUUGCUCCCAUCAUUGGUGCUCAACACAUCAAUCCUCAUGACAGCUCAUCUUUCCUCAACCAAUCAGAAAUCAAACAGACUCUUUGGUGUGUGCUUGGAUAAUUCCAGGUGGAUCUUUCCCCAUCAUGUUUAUAAACAAAUAUGUUCAAAGAAAUAA
Molecule: messenger RNA, 5671 nt
Organism: Pristis pectinata (smalltooth sawfish)
Lineage: Eukaryota; Metazoa; Chordata; Chondrichthyes; Rhinopristiformes; Pristidae
Gene: col16a1
Product: collagen, type XVI, alpha 1
Exons: 68
Coding region: 352-5139 (1595 amino acids)
Source: RefSeq, a predicted model, not a curated record